AAAGGAAACAACCCUGAAAUCACAUGACCUGCUGAUCCAUCAGAUCAUGUGACUAGUCUCGCAGCUGCAGCGUGAUUUCACACAGUUGCCCAGUGCGGACGAACUGUUGCUACGUGGUUUCUCUACCUAGCCUACUCGGCCACGGAAAAGGCAAGGAUGCUGAAGGAGACCGUCUGUCUCCUCGCUCUGCUAGCGCUCGUGGAGCCGGUUCGGUCCAGGGGAUGCUCCAGCUUCUUCUGCCGAAAGUCCCACCGCGUGAGCAGCGGCAGCGGCGGGCCGGACCCCGGGAAACCCCUGUUCCUGACGCCCUAUCUCGAGGACGGGCGGAUAGAGGAAGCCAGGAAGUUGAGUCUGGUGGGCCCUCUACCUGGAGCCAAUGUGAAGAGCUACUCGGGGUACCUGACCGUCAACAAGGCCUACAACAGCAACCUCUUCUUCUGGUUCUUCCCUGCACAGGAGAGGCCUGAGUCGGCGCCCGUGUUGUUGUGGCUGCAGGGGGGACCUGGUGGCACCUCCAUGUUUGGGCUGUUUGUGGAGCACGGCCCUUACGUGGUGUACCCCAACAUAACCGUGGGCCUGAGAGAUUACCCAUGGACCGCUCACUACUCAGUGCUGUACAUCGAUAACCCGGUUGGCACAGGGUUCAGCUUCACAGAUGAUGACAAAGGCUUUGCCCAGAAUCAGGAUGACGUUGGGAGGGACCUGUACAGUGCAUUGAUUCAGUUCUUCCAGAUCUUCAAAGAGUAUCAGGCAAACGACUUCUACGCCACAGGAGAGUCCUAUGCAGGGAAGUAUGUGCCAGCCAUUGGAUACUACAUCCAUAAGAACAACCCCUCAGCCGAAGUCAAGAUCAACUUCAGAGGCGUCGCCAUCGGCGAUGGACUGUGUGACCCAGAGCUGAUGCUGGGGGGUUAUGGGGACUUCCUGUAUCAGACGGGGAUGAUUGAUGAGCAGCAAAGGGAGUACGUGCAAAGCCAGACAGACAGAGGAGUGGACCUUAUACAGACGCAGCAAUGGGUGGAGGCCUUUGAGGUGUUUGACAGCUUGCUGAAUGGGGACAUCCUGCCCUACCCGUCUUUCUUCCAGAAUGCCACUGGCUGCACCAACUACUAUAACUACCUGCAGUGCCAGGAGCCAGCAGAUCAGGAGUACUUUGCAAGUUUUGUGACGUUGCCGUUGGUGCGGAGCAGCAUCCAUGUUGGGAACCUGACAUUCCACGAUGGUUCUGAGGUGGAGAAACACCUGCUACAGGACGUCAUGAAGAGCAUCAAACCCUGGCUCGGGGUCCUCAUGGACAACUACAGGGUGUUGAUCUACAGUGGUCAGCUGGACGUGAUCGUGGCCGCCCCUCUGACUCAGCGGUUCUUGCCCACCGUCAACUGGACCGGAGUGGACGAGUACAAAAAGGCUGAACGGUUCCCGUGGCGACUGCAGCCUGGUGACCCUGAGGUGGCCGGAUACGUGCGGCAGGUCGGAGAGUUCUUCCAGGUGAUCGUGCGGGGGGGCGGGCACAUACUUCCCUACGACCAACCCCAGAGGUCCUUUGACAUGAUGGACAGAUUCCUCUCCACUAAGGGCUUCUCUGCUAACUGAUGCGAAGAGGAGGGGCAGAGUCCAGGUGCCUUAAGCCUCCUCCCACCCCCACCUGAGUCUCUAGAGGAAGCCACCGGCGCUGAUUUAACUAAUGAACUUGUAAU
This is a messenger RNA of Alosa alosa (allis shad), 1697 nucleotides long. RefSeq names its product carboxypeptidase vitellogenic like (gene cpvl). Gene Ontology annotation, biological process: proteolysis. The coding region runs from base 157 to 1593 and encodes 478 amino acids. Gene Ontology annotation, molecular function: serine-type carboxypeptidase activity. The record is from RefSeq and is a predicted model, not a curated record. NCBI's taxonomy places the organism in Eukaryota, Metazoa, Chordata, Actinopteri, Clupeiformes, Clupeidae. The transcript is spliced from 13 exons.